Messenger RNA from Anolis sagrei ordinatus, 1386 nucleotides. Its product is annotated as pituitary homeobox 2-like. Gene Ontology annotation, biological process: anatomical structure morphogenesis; regulation of transcription by RNA polymerase II. The record is from RefSeq and is a predicted model, not a curated record. NCBI's taxonomy places the organism in Eukaryota, Metazoa, Chordata, Lepidosauria, Squamata, Anolidae. Gene Ontology annotation, molecular function: RNA polymerase II cis-regulatory region sequence-specific DNA binding; DNA-binding transcription factor activity, RNA polymerase II-specific. Gene Ontology annotation, cellular component: nucleus.
CAGACACACACAGAGAGAGACAGGCACGCUCCCUUCCUCCCUGGCAAGCCAAAGCAGGCUGCGGCCUGGGAAAGGGGCACAAACAUGCGAGGGAAGGAGGUGAGAGAAGAAGGAAAGCCAACAGAGGUCUUCCCAAGGCUCUAAGAAGCCAGGGACGUCUUUGGAGGAAGGACCUUGGAGAGCAGGAUGGCUCAUUUGGCUCCAAGAAGGAAUGUUAUCAAUGGGAAGAGCUUGACCAGUUGACCUGAUAGCCUGUGCUGUCCAGAGCGUCCCAAGUUUAGGUCCAUUUUAGUAUCAACAUCAUAGAGUGGGAAGAAACCACAAGAGUUGACCUGUCCAACAUUUCGUUCUCCUGCCUUGGCCCCAAAACAGAGGCACACUUCACGUCUGACUGGCUCAAAGGAAAGAGCAGCACCUUGCACCGUGUUGGCAGCUGCAGAUCUGUCUCUGAACCUUGGGAAUAUGUCGGCUUUGCUGCAAACCACGGAUGGGAGCGCUGAGGGGAUGCCGUCCAGAAUGCUGACUGGGACGCCUAGUACAGAGAGCGGAGGGGAGAAGUGCAAGUCCUCUGAUUCCAGUGGCGAAGAGGAGCCAAACCGGGGUAAAAAGAAGCCGCGGAGGCAGCGGACCCACUUCACCAGCCAGCAGCUGCAAGAGCUAGAGGCCACAUUCCAGCGGAAUCGCUACCCGGACAUGAGCACCAGGGAGGAGAUCGCGGGGUGGACCAACCUCACCGAGCCCAGGAUCCGGGUUUGGUUCAAGAACCGGAGGGCCAAGUGGCGCAAAAAGGAGCGCCACCAGCAGCAGUCGGAGCUCUGCAAAGGGGGCUUCGGCCCACAGCUCAACGGCUUCUCAGGCAACCCGUACGAGGACCUCUACUCAAGCUACACCUACGGUGCCUGGGGCCCCAAGGCCCUCCACGCCAAUCCCAUCCACAGCAAGGGCUUCCAGCUCUUCAACUCCAUGGGUCUCAAUGCUGCCUUUCCACCCCAGAGUGUCUUCCCUGCUGCCGGAAGCUCCUCUGCACCCGGCGUUCCGGCAUCGCUAGAGAACUUCAACAGCCUGCCCGGCCCAGCAGGGCUUUCCAGUUCCACGUACGGAGCCGGUGCCCCUUCACCCUACAUGUACAGGGACCCCUGUGGUGCCAGCCUGGGUGGCUUAAGACUCAGGGCCAAGCAGCCUCAGGCACCCCUUGGCUACGCUGCACUGCCCAAUCCAGCCAGCAGCCCCGGCUCCGGCCAGUAUACUCAAGACAGACCAGUGUGAUGCUGGGACCCGAAAAGAGCCUGCCUGGAUGGCUAACAGACUCUUGGAAUUGGGAUCUAGAAAAGGCUCUUUGUUUUAUACUGUUAAUAAGGGGCAUGGAAGAUCAAAACAACAGCUACA